AUGCGGGAUAUCCUCCCUCAGCGUCUUGCUCCUGUCCCCGACAGAUCGGCUCGGAGAUGGCCUAUGAACUGCGAUCCUUCGGUCCACUUUGGAAGGGGUAUAUCCAUCGACACGCUCCUGACAAAGAAUAUAGCACUCAUCGCGGGAAUGAUGCAUGAUGAUUGGCAUCCGUCGUCCAAGAGAUUUUGGUCCGGCAACGACCAGAAAAUAUACGUUAAAGUGCAAUGGCCCGAUCACAAUACCCAAGAUACGCGAUACGCGGAAACUGGCAUAGCUCUCGGUUCAACAAACUACGUCAAUAAAGCCAAGCUUGCCAUCGACGUCGGUCAGGUCGUGGACGAGAUGAUGGAGCGUGUUCUCGCAAACCGUCCCGGAGAGCACCGCUGCUGGGCAGUGAGCACGAAUGAAAAACUCGGCCUCACACGGCGCGACGUUUACCUAUAUGCCCUCCAUUAUGUCGGCGGGUACACCUUUCAGCCUGAGCUUCAAGUCGAUCCAUCGAGGCAACGUCGGUUGUUCCCUGCGAUCAAGGCACCGACUGCAAAAUGCCCCUGCACCCCGGCCGAGAGGAGUGCAGCCACAGGGAUGUAUGUUCUUCCUGGGCACAAAGCUUGUUUGAAGGCCAGCGACGCCAAGGACCACCCUGCGGGGGUUUUCCCGACGGUGCAUUGUGGCAAGAAUGGGUUCAGCAUCUACAAGAUCCUAUCGACCGCUGAAAGCGAACUAGCGGGGAUGCUGCACGACGACAUGGACACACCGUUCCGAAAGUACCCCCAAUUGAGCAAAAUCAGGCUUGCGAUCUAUUGGCCCGACCAUGCUGAGCUCACGCGUCAAGUGGUAGACAUACCAGUCGUGAAAGAUGGCCUUCACAUCACUAAAGCUCAGCUUGCGAGGCGGGUUUGUGAAAUUACGGCCGCAGUCAUGGAGAAAUGCAGGAUGGCCACUCCGCAACAGCACUGCUGUUGGGCCAUCGCCACAGAGAAGGAAUACGGCUUGACAAAUGAGUGUAUCUAUCUGUUCGACCUGCACCAUGUCGGCGGCAUAAUGUUCCACCCUGAGUUCCACGUCGCACCAUCCAAGGCGCCUCAUUUGUUUCCUUUUCCGCGGUGCAGGGCUAGAAACGAGGCGGCUUAGCCUUCAAGCA
Fomitopsis serialis is the source of this 1144-nucleotide messenger RNA. RefSeq lists its product as uncharacterized. The coding region runs from base 1 to 1134 and encodes 377 amino acids. The record is from RefSeq and is a predicted model, not a curated record. The transcript has 5 exons. NCBI's taxonomy places the organism in Eukaryota, Fungi, Basidiomycota, Agaricomycetes, Polyporales, Fomitopsidaceae.